AUGAGAAGAGCUUUGGUUAGAUUACCUAUUGGAUGUUUACAAGUCAGCAAAUGGCAGGUGUUGUACGGGGCCAGACGUGUUCCAGUUCAGAUGUUUAGCACGUCUAAAGAGUCUAGUUUUGACGACAGAGACCUGCACCAAAAGAUGCAUCAGUCCAAGGAUGAGAAGAAAGAGAUGAAGGUGUUUCACAAGAAUCAAAAGACCCUCGAGAAAAUGGAGAGCAAGAAGAAGCGCUGCCACGUUGGUGAGAAGAAACCAGAUAUGGAAACGUUGAAGAAGUUUGGUGAGGACGCAAGGGUGGCACAGAAUAGGCCAGAUGAUGGUGUGUAUUAA
This is a messenger RNA of Tetrapisispora phaffii CBS 4417, 333 nucleotides long. It is a transcript of the gene FMP16, whose product is annotated as Fmp16p. NCBI's taxonomy places the organism in Eukaryota, Fungi, Ascomycota, Saccharomycetes, Saccharomycetales, Saccharomycetaceae. The coding region runs from base 1 to 333 and encodes 110 amino acids. The record is from RefSeq and is a predicted model, not a curated record. The transcript has a single exon.